Dioscorea cayenensis subsp. rotundata (Guinea yam) is the source of this 1623-nucleotide messenger RNA. RefSeq lists its product as uncharacterized. Gene Ontology annotation, molecular function: nucleic acid binding. The transcript is spliced from 8 exons. Bases 1 to 1623 code for a protein of 540 amino acids. The record is from RefSeq and is a predicted model, not a curated record. Gene Ontology annotation, biological process: DNA integration. NCBI's taxonomy places the organism in Eukaryota, Viridiplantae, Streptophyta, Magnoliopsida, Dioscoreales, Dioscoreaceae.
AUGUCAAGCUCUUCAGCAAAGGAUGCUGAUGUUCCCUACUUCAAAGGUGACAACUAUAACCUUUGGGCUCUGAUGAUGAAGACUAUGUUUAGAUCAAAGGAUCUAUGGAAACUAGUUGAAAAAGGCUUUAGUGAAGAAGGAGAUACAAUUAGAAUAAAUGAAAGUCUCAAGAAAGAUGCCAAGGCCAUGGAGUUUUAUGCAGUCAAUAUGAAGCAAAGAGAGUGUGUUCAAGAUUUCAUCACCAGGGUGUUAGACAUUGGCUAUCAAAUUCGAAUUAUGAAGGAGGCUCUUCCUCAAAAGACAGUUAUAUCUAAGAUCUUGAGAAGUCUUACUCCCAGAUUUUCUCUAAUUGUUCACUCAAUCAUUGAAGCCAAGGAUUUGAACACACUAACUGUUGAGCAACUCAGCAGUUCUCUAAAACACCAUGAAUCUAUUUUGAACAUUGAAGAUGGCCAUCAUGAAGAAGAGAGAGCCUUGCAUGUUGGGAGAAUUUCAACUCAAUUCGGUGAUCAUCCUCACCGAGGUGGAAGAGGCGAGAUGAAGCUCUUUGAGAGUCUUGAAGCAACUCCAACUCAGUCCAUCAGAUUGGGAGAUGGAAAAUCACUGCAAGUUGAGGGAGUUGGAUAUGAAGUUAAAUUCUCAGGAGGAGAAUGCAUCAUCACAGAAGCAAACACCAAGGUGAAGAGAUAUGGACAUAUGAACAUGAGAAGGCUGAAGCAUUUGUCUAAGAAUAAUAUGGUCUUGAAUCUUCCGAUCAUCACUGAUGAAUAUCCUUGUGAAGCAUGUGCUUUGGGGAAGCAAACUCUAGUUGGGUUUCCUAAGAAAGUGACAAGGCGAGCUACUACGCCUAUGGAACUUAUUCAUGCUGAUUUGGUUGGACCUAUGAAUACUCCAUCCAUCGGAGGUAAUACAUAUUUUCUCUUAUUGACUGAUGAUUACUCACGGUUUAGUUGGUUGAAAAGCAAUACUUUCUUCCGAUCAAGGUCCUUCACAGUGAUCGCGGAGGCGAAUUCACUUCCCAUGAAUUCAAGUCAUUCUGGUCAAGCUGCCGGUAUUCUUCAUCAGCCGACGGUAACUCGGACACCUGAACAAAACGGUGUUGCCGAACGUAAGAACAAAACCGUAACAGAGAUGGCACAAACACUGCUGAAAGAGAAAAGCAUGCUGUCGGAGUACUGGGCCGAAGCUGUUGCCACCGCUGUCCACAUACUCAACUGCUCUCUGACGAAGGUAGUGGAACAUCAGCCGCCGUUUGAGGUGUUAACUGGCUCUAAACCAAGUGUGGACCACUUCCGGGUGUUUGGAUGCUUGGUCUAUUGUUAUGUUGACUCACAAAUGAGAACUAAGUUUGAUGCCAAGUCAUUUCCUGCUAUUUUGAUUGGCUACAGUGAUCACUCAAAGGCCUAUAAGACUAUGCGCCGGCAUGUGAUAGUCACCUGCAUUCAAUUAAUGGAAAUUGGAUUGAACUUGUGCCGUCCACACAUUCUGAUGAACGAUUGGAUUCACAACAUGCUUUCCACCCUCCCUCCAGUGAACUCAUUCAGUAAACAGGAGAAGAAGAAGGAGAAGAACCUCCGGCGAGAUCCAGUUACAUAUAAUGAAGCAGUAAAGGAUGAGGAAUGA